AUGCCUCCAGAGCAGCUCACUGGCUGCAUCCUUUUCCUCACAUACCUUUUUCUGUCUGGGCUGGUUGAAGCAGUUACCAGGACAUACUAUAUUGGGAUUGUGGAAGAACUCUGGGACUAUGUACCCCAAGGGAAGAAUGUUAUUACAGGAAAAAGUUUCUCAGAAGACAAGCUUGCAACUUUGUUUCUUGAAAGAGGACCCAACAGGAUUGGAAAUGUUUACAAAAAGGCUAUUUACAAACAGUACACAGAUGGAACCUAUUCCACAGAGAUCCCCAAGCCUCCUUGGCUUGGUUUCCUAGGUCCCAUUUUGAGGGCCGAAGUAGAUGAUGUGAUUGUCAUUCAUUUGAGGAACUUUGCUUCUCGACCUUAUUCCCUACAUCCACAUGGAGUUUUCUACAAAAAAGAUUCAGAAGGAGCUCUAUAUCCUGAUGGAACAUCUGGGAAAAAUAAAGAUGAUGACAUGGUUGCUCCUGGUAAAAAUUAUACCUAUGUUUGGCCAGCAAGGGAAGAAUAUGCCCCUACAUUUGCGGAUGCCAAUUGUCUGACAUGGGUUUACCAUUCUCACAUUGAUGCACCAAAGGACAUAUGCUCUGGGUUGAUAGGGCCGCUUCUGGUUUGUAAAAAAGGAAUUCUGACUAAUAAUCCAGUAAUCAGAACUGAUGUCAAUAAAGAAAUUGUAGUGAUGUUCACACUGGUUGAUGAAAAUCAAAGCUGGUACCUGGAUGAAAACAUCAGGAAUUUCUGCAGUGCUCCUGGCACAGUUGACAAGAAUGAUGCCGUUUUUCAAAGGAGCAACAAAAUGCAUGCUCUUAAUGGUUUUCUUUUUGGGAACUUCCCUGAGCCAGAGAUCUGUGUGGGAGACACUGUGUCCUGGCACUUAUUUGGAAUGGGGAAUGAGAUCGACAUCCACUCAAUCUACUUUUAUGGCAACACCUUCAUCAGCAGAGGACAUCGGACCGAUGUUGUCAACCUGUUCCCCGCCACUUUUCUUACCACAGAAAUGAGGGCUGAGAAUGCUGGGAAGUGGAUGAUCACCUGCCAAGUCAGUGACCAUCUGCAAGCGGGUAUGCUGGGACAGUAUAAUGUCAAGACAUGCACAAAUAAUAUUUAUCAACCCAAGUUGCAAGGCCGGGAAAGAAGCUACUAUAUUGCUGCAGAAAAAAUUCUUUGGGACUAUGGUCCUCAGGGUUACAAUAAGUACAGUGGCCUGCCCUUAAAUGCCACUGGCAGUGAAUCUGAGCCCUUCUUCACACAAGGGGAAACUAGGAUAGGAGGAAAAUACUGGAAAGUUCAGUAUGUGGAGUAUACUGAUGCAACUUUUACCAGAAGAAAAAGCCGAUCUGGGGCAGAAAUCCACCUUGGAAUACUUGGCCCAGUCAUCAAAGCUGAGGUGGGUGACACAAUAAUAGUGACGUUUGCCAACAAAGCAGAUAGGGUCUACAGCAUUUUGCCCCAUGGGGUACUCUACAACAAGGCAUCUGAUGCAGCACCAAACCUUGAUGGAUUUCAGAAGAUGGGGGCCCAUGUAAAACCAGGUGACAAAUUCAAAUACAGGUGGAUGGUGCCUGAAAGUGUAAGCCCAACAGCUGAUGAUCCCCCCUGUUUGACAUACAUGUACUUUUCAGCAGUGGAUGCAAUCAAAGACACUAGCUCUGGUCUAGUGGGGCCAUUGUUGGUCUGUAAAAGAAACACUCUAAAAAAUGAUGGAACACAGAAAGGAAUAGACAAAGAAUUCUACCUACUCUUCACAGUCUUUGAUGAGAAUCUCAGCCAGUACCUGGAUGAAAACAUUCGAAAGUUUACCUGGCGUCCUUUUGGUGUUGACAAAGAAGAUAAGGAGUUUGUGAAAUCCAACCGAAUGCAUGCCGUAAAUGGUUACAUGUUUGGCAAUCAGCCAGGCCUGGAUAUGUGCCAAGGGGAUAAAGUUUCCUGGCAUAUGAUCGGGAUGGGCACCGACACCGAUAUGCACGGAGUUUAUUUUCCAGGGAAUACCGUUCAUCUGAGAGGGACUCACAGGGAUACUCUGGCUUUAUUUCCACACAUGGCCACAACAGCAUUUAUGCAGCCAGACCGUGCAGGAAUUUUUAAGGUAUUUUGUUCCACAAUGGAUCAUUUUACAAGAGGUAUGAAGCAAAUGUACGAAGUCAGUGGCUGUGGCAACAUGGCAGUUUUGGAGAAGCCCUAUGGAAUGAAAAGGACCUUCUACAUUGCUGCAGAAGAGCUAGAAUGGGAUUAUGCACCAAACAAAAAUUGGGAAUCUGAGAAACAGCAUUUGGAUGCAGGAGGAGAAAGACACGGGGACAUUUUUAUGAACCGAACUGAAAACUGGAUUGGCUCUCAGUACAAGAAGGUGGUUUAUAGGGAGUAUACCAAUUCAGAAUUUGUGGAGAUCAAAGCCCGUUCCCCCAGGGAAGAACAUUUGGAAAUCCUGGGUCCUCUGAUUCGUGCAGAGGUCGGAGACACUGUCAUCAUCGUAUUUAAGAAUAAAGCCACCAGACCCUACUCCAUAUCAGCCCAUGGAGUAGAAGACAUGAAUAGUGGGGAAAAAUUUUCAGUGCCAAUCACAAUGCCAGGAGAAGUAAAAACAUAUCACUGGAAUAUCCCUAAAAGGUCAGGGCCAGGCCCCUCUGACCCAAAUUGUAUCCCUUGGGCCUACUAUUCAACAGCAAAUUUUGUCAAGGACACAUACAGUGGUUUGAUGGGUCCUUUGAUAACUUGUAGAGAAGGAGUGCUGAAUGAAAAGGGAUUAAGAAGUGAUAUUGACUAUGAAUUUGCCCUUCUGUUUUUGGUGUUUAACGAAAAUGAAUCCUGGUAUCUGGACGAAAAUAUCAAAAAGUAUCUCAAUAAAGAUCCAAGAAAUUUUAAGCACACAGAAGAUUUUAUAGAAAGCAACAGAAUGCAUGCAAUUAAUGGAAAGAUCUUUGGAAACCUCCAUGGUUUAAUAAUGAAUGAAGAUACAAUGACAAACUGGUACUUGAUAGGAAUAGGAAAUGAAGUUGACAUACAUACUGUCCAUUUCCAUGCAGAAAGUUUUCUUUUCAAGAUGGAUAAACCUUACCGUGAAGAUGUGUAUGAUCUCUUUCCUGGGACCUUUCAGACCAUUGAACUGAUUGCUGAUCAUCCAGGAACAUGGCUUUUGCAUUGUCACGUAACCGAUCAUAUCCAUGCAGGCAUGGAAACAACUUAUACUGUCUUCAGGAACUUAGACAACAGGAUUCCUUAUUCUACUAAGACCUCUUCUAAAGAAGACACGGUCCCUCCCACUGUGCCAAGUGAUGGUAGAGUCAAUAAGGAAAACAUAAAUUUCUUCGGCAAAGAUCUGGUUCCCAGAGAAGCAAAAGCAGCUUUAGUCAUCCUUUUUAUCCUUGGUCUCUUCCUUCUCGUGGGGGUUAUAGCUCUCUUCCUCAUUCUCCGAUCAGUGAGAAAUCGCAUGGCUUACCGAGCCAUUCAGACUUGUGCACUCCCCACUGAUGCUUUGUAA
Molecule: messenger RNA, 3483 nt
Organism: Gracilinanus agilis (Agile Gracile Mouse Opossum)
Lineage: Eukaryota; Metazoa; Chordata; Mammalia; Didelphimorphia; Didelphidae
Gene: HEPHL1
Product: hephaestin like 1
Exons: 20
Coding region: 1-3483 (1160 amino acids)
Biological process (GO): iron ion transport
Cellular component (GO): plasma membrane
Molecular function (GO): ferroxidase activity; copper ion binding
Source: RefSeq, a predicted model, not a curated record